Molecule: messenger RNA, 2041 nt
Organism: Rhipicephalus microplus (southern cattle tick)
Lineage: Eukaryota; Metazoa; Arthropoda; Arachnida; Ixodida; Ixodidae
Gene: lqfR
Product: clathrin interactor lqfR
Biological process (GO): endocytosis
Cellular component (GO): endosome; clathrin vesicle coat; plasma membrane
Molecular function (GO): phospholipid binding; clathrin binding
Source: RefSeq, a predicted model, not a curated record
GUGUUGUGCCGGUGCAAAGGGUGUUGCUGGCGUCAAGGCCGCCGCCACCUAGCGUGGAGCGCACAAAAAAAAUGCACUUGCUAUAUCACGUGAUAGGACCGCCAUCGCUCAUGUCGUGUGGAUAAGUGCUUGCAACUGUGCACUACUUAUUUGUGCGGCCCUCGUCGAAAGUGCCAGCGGAGCUUCCGGCCCGAUCCGUCCGAGCACCAUGAAUAUGCCGUGGAAGAUCAAGGAGCUGGUGGAUAAAGCCACCAACAUGGUGAUGAAUUACACCGAGAUGGAGGCCAAGGUGCGCGAGGCGACCAACGACGUAGCCUGGGGUCCGCCGGGCCAGCUGAUGCAGGAGAUCGCGCAGGCAACCUUCUCGUACGAUCACUUUCCUGAGGUGAUGGGCAUGCUGUGGAAGCGGAUUCUGCAGGACAACAAGCGCUGUUACCGGCGGCCUUACAAGGGUCUGCUUCUACUCGACUAUCUAGUGCGAAACGGUUCCGAGAGGGUGGUCACCUCUGCGCGGGAGCACAUCUACGACCUUCGAAGUCUAGAGAACUAUUCGUUUAUCGACGAGAUCGGAAAGGAUCAGGGCGUCAAUGUGCGCCAGAAAGUGAAAGACCUCAUCGACUUUAUUCAAGACGAUGAGAGGCUACGCGAAGAGCGCAAGAAAGCGAAAAAGGCCAAGGACAAGUACAUCGGCUUGUCCGGCGAGUCUCUGGGCUUCAGGUACAGCGACCGGAACAAGUUCGACGAUAUGGACCACGGGUCGCGCCUCGGCCGCCGGCACAGUUUCGAGGACUCGCCUGACAACAGCAACGACGAGGAACGCGACGAGCGGCCAGGCGGGGGCGUCACGUAUCGCGACGAGCCUCGGACACCCAGCUGGAAGCCGCAAGCCAAGAAGCUGGACAUGGGCGCCGCCGCGACCUAUGGCCGGGAGGCUUCGCCGCCCGCUAGCCCGGCCGCCGCGCCGAGUGUCCCAGCAGCAGGCGACUUGCUGGGCGACAUCGCCAGCGCACCGACUACCACAACGCCGACCGCCAACGGCGACUUCGCCGACUUCAGCCAAUUCCAAAGCGCUGCGGCACCCCCGCCCAGCGCCCAAGACGAAUUCACGGACUUCGCAUCCUUCGCGUCGUCGAGCAGCAUUCCAAGUGGCCUGAUCGACCUGCCCGUGCAGGCGACGAGCGUCCAACCAAGUCUGCAUACAACUCCCAGUGCACCCCCUGUUCUACCAGUGCAGCCUACUCUGCACACGAAUCCUCAACCUAUGCUACAGGCGAGCCCACUGGCAGGACUGCAGCCGGUGAUAGCUGCCAGUCCACUGGUAGGCAUGCCGCAGACCAGCCCCAUGUCCCCAAUACAAGCAACUCUUCAAACGAGUCCCCUCCCCAGUUUACAAUCUCCAGGUGCUGGCAUGAUCGGCCUCCCAAUGGGCUUUCCUGUGGCAGCACAGCCAUCUGGCUUUCACUUGGGCUACCCCAUCUCGCCCCAAGCUAGCCUUCCCUUCCAAGGGUUACCAGGCCUUGUGCGGCAGCCUAGCCCUGGCUGCACACCUCUCUCGCCAAGUCCUGCUGGAGCAUCACCGUGCAUACUAGGGGGACCAGUAGGUGGCCAAACACCACAAGGAAAGUGUGGGAAAACGUGGGUGGACUCUGGCAGUAUAAAUAUCAGUGUGGACAACCUCAGCCUGACCAGCAAGUAUGCAAAACCAGCGGCACCUUCUAUGAACCAGCUGGCAGCAGGUAGCUCUUUGGGACGACUGCAGUGAGAUUUCCAUGGCAGGAAUCUCGAGCAGGGUGGGGCUCCAGCCCCCGGGGGAGCUCGUGCUGGUCACAUAUCAUGUGCGGGGCGUCUCUGCCCCUGGACCGGUGCUUGUCUUCCAUUGUUUCCCCCCUCCCGUAACCCAGGACAGGCAGAGAAAAUUGCGCUCAAGUGACACUGUGGACGACCCCGGGCUGAAUAAAGCAAUAGAACAAAGCAGCUCCAGGGCCAGCCUGCCUCCCCUCGAUGGCCGUAUAUUUUUAAUAAAAGCCUGGCCACUUGUUGA